Molecule: messenger RNA, 936 nt
Organism: Orbicella faveolata
Lineage: Eukaryota; Metazoa; Cnidaria; Anthozoa; Scleractinia; Merulinidae
Product: ribosomal L1 domain-containing protein 1-like
Molecular function (GO): RNA binding
Source: RefSeq, a predicted model, not a curated record
AUGACGUCAGAGAUUAAAAAUGGACAGAUCAGAAACCAUAAAUGGAGCAUUACUCAUCGCACACGUGUCAUUUCCCUGUCCAAACUUCGCAAGAAUUAUCAGUCAUUUGAAUCCAAACGACAUCUCUGCUCCUUGUAUGAUGUGUUCAUUUGUGAUGAUGCAAUCUACCAUCUAUUACCCAAGUUACUUGGCAAGGCAUUCUUCUCAAAGAAAAAAUAUGGAUUAAUUAAAAAUGGCUUUGCGGGCCCGAUUAGUUUCCGGGGCUUUCAAGAAACGGGCCUCUGGACAGACAGAAACAACAGUUUUAUUUUUGCAAUGCAUGCAAUCAUUGAUCAUUUUUUUCAUGUUUCUAAUUUUUUUUUUCAUUGCAGUGCAAUCAAGGUGGCCCAUACUGGGCAGACGAUAGAGCAAUCUGUGGAAAAUGUUGUAAGCGCUGUCAGUGAAAUUGCCAAGAUCGUCCCAAGAGGCUGGAAUAACAUUCAGUCUUUAAACCUCAAAACAUCUGACUCAAUAUCUCUUCCAAUCUACACUUCACUGCCAGAGAAAUCUCUGGUCAUAGAUGAUACACAGCCACCAAAGAAAAAGAGAAAAAUGGAGACUUAAAAUGGAGUUUUGCGAGAAGCUUGUGAGCUAGGCGCAAUAGCAAAACGAUACAGACUCGAUAAAUUGUGGCAUUUGUAUUUGGGUUCAGUGUGCAAGACAUAUUGCUACCUUUAGAAGCCAUAAAUGGUACAAUCAGCAAUUUUUGAGACAAGAAAGAUGACUGGUUCAUUGUGACCUCACUGUAUGCUGGGAAAUUUCAUCAUGUGUCGUACAUGUAGGUUUUGCAAAGACAAAACCUACUUACUACUAAUCCGACGGUAUAUAUCAAUAAACUGUGAUAACCUUUGUCACAAGUGUCCCUUGACCAAAUUAAAUGCAAACAUGAUAACGGAG